Sinocyclocheilus grahami is the source of this 2049-nucleotide messenger RNA. It is a transcript of the gene acadvl, whose product is annotated as acyl-CoA dehydrogenase very long chain. Gene Ontology annotation, molecular function: fatty-acyl-CoA binding; flavin adenine dinucleotide binding; very-long-chain fatty acyl-CoA dehydrogenase activity. The transcript is spliced from 18 exons. Lineage: Eukaryota; Metazoa; Chordata; Actinopteri; Cypriniformes; Cyprinidae. The record is from RefSeq and is a predicted model, not a curated record. The coding region runs from base 1 to 1782 and encodes 593 amino acids.
AUGACACACAGGAGCUUGGCAGAGUCAAAGUCCUUUGCUGUGAAUAUUUUCAAAGGGCAAAUCAGCACUUCUCAGGUCUUCCCCUUUCCGUCAGUGCUCAAUGAAGAGCAGUCACAGUUUCUCAAGGAGUUGGUUGGGCCAUGCAGUAAGUUUUUUGAGGAAGUGAACGACCCCAUGAAGAAUGAUGCUCUGGAGAAAGUGGAGGAGCGCACAAUGGAAGGCCUAAAGGAGAUGGGAGCUUUUGGUCUUCAGGUGCCUGCAGAUCUUGGUGGCGUUGGCCUCACCAACACACAGUACGCCAGGCUGGUGGAGAUUGUCGGGAUGCAUGAUCUGGGUGUGGGCAUCACUCUUGGUGCCCAUCAGUCCAUUGGCUUCAAAGGCAUCCUGCUUUUUGGUAACCCCCAGCAGAAAGAGAAGUACCUUCCGAAGCUGGCCACUGGAGAGCACGUUGCUGCCUUCUGUCUUACUGAACCAGCAAGUGGUUCUGAUGCAGCCUCCAUUAAAACCAGUGCAGUUCGUUCCCCCUGCGGCCAGUACUACACCAUGAAUGGAAGCAAGAUCUGGAUCAGUAAUGGAGGGAUUGCUGAGAUCUUCACUGUGUUUGCAAAGACUCCCAUGAAGGAUGAAAAGACCGGAGAGAUGAAGGACAAAAUUACAGCAUUUAUUGUGGAGAGGAGCUUCGGAGGAGUCACACAUGGUCCUCCUGAGAAAAAGAUGGGCAUUAAAGCAUCCAACACAGCAGAAGUGUAUUUUGAGAACGUGCGUGUCCCUGCGGAGUGUGUACUGGGAGAGGUUGGAGGUGGAUUCAAAGUGGCCAUGAACAUCCUCAACAAUGGCCGCUUCGGCAUGGCCGCUGCCCUCUCUGGCACCAUGAAGGGUGUCAUCGCCAAAGCGGUUGACCAUGCUGCUAACCGGACUCAGUUUGGCAACAAGAUUCACAACUAUGGUGCCAUUCAGGAAAAGAUGGCCAGAAUGGCAAUGCUUCAGUAUGUGACAGAGUCCAUGGCUUACAUGGUUAGUGGGAACAUGGACAGCGGAGCCACAGAGUUCCAGAUUGAAGCAGCCAUUAGUAAAAUCUUUGCUUCUGAAGCAGCUUGGUUGGUGACAGAUGAAUGCAUUCAAGUUAUGGGUGGAAUGGGAUUCAUGAAGGAUGCUGGUGUGGAAAGGGUAUUGAGGGACCUGCGAAUCUUCAGAAUCUUUGAGGGUACCAAUGACAUCCUGCGACUGUUCGUAGCGCUCAACGGCUUCCAGAAUGCAGGCAAUCAGCUGAAGAGCUUGCAGAAAGCUCUAAAGAACCCUCUUGGUAAUGCUGGGGUGUUGGUGAGUGAAAUCACCAAGCGAGCCAAGAGGAAGGCAGGCUUGGGGACAGGACUAACAUUGCAAGGAACGGUCCAUCCAGAGCUUAACCACAGUGGAGAAUUGACUGUUAAAGCCAUUGAGCAAUUUGGAGCUGUUAUUGAAGAGCUUCUUCUGAAACAUGGAAAGAGAAUCAUUGAUGAACAAUUUGUUCUGAAGCGAGUUGCAGACUGUGCCAUUGAUCUGUACGCCAUGGUCGCGGUCUUGUCCAGAGCGUCCAGGUCUCUCAGCCAAGGCCACCCUUCUGCUCAGCAUGAGAAGAUGCUGUGUGAAACCUGGUGUACUGAGGCCCAUGAGAGAGUCAUCCAGGACAUCAGGUUCCUCGGGUCAGGGACGUCCAAGCAGAUCUUCAAGAACUUGCGUGCCAUUUCUGCUGCUGUGGUAGAAAAUGGAGGAGUGGUAUCUCCUCAUCCUCUGGGCUUUUAAAGCCCUGCUCUUCCUCCCAUCACCCAACCAUUUCUUUUCUAACCAGUCAGUCAAAGCUGCCCAUAUUUCUUUACCCAGACUGUUCAGUGCUGCAAUCCUUUAUGAGUGGAGUCUGUCACAUUGUGUACUUCGACCACAGGAGUGCUUUAAUAUUUAACAAAGUAUGUAAAUUAAUAAAUAGGACGUGUAAAUUGAGCUGUACAUUGAAGAAUUGGAUUUGUGUUUGUUUAUAAAUGUAGUUCUUUUGUAGAUUUAAUCAAGCCUAAA